GGUAGCCUCAGGGUGGUUUGGAGGUUAUAGUGAGUGUCCGGCGAGAAUCGGGUUUUGUUUGUGGGUAGCGCGCGAGUUGUUCAGAUCGGUGGUGGCAGACAGUGGCAGACGCAUUUCGUCGUUGCAAACAGAAGGACGCAUAUCAAGCUUGAUACGGGUGGCGGCGCAUCUACCGCAGCUACCGUGUAACACGUGAAUUCGGGCUGCUUACACAUUUUACGUACGGUAAAGUGGACUCGAUGUCGAUAAUAUGUCGGCUACGAGCAACGUUAGGACGACGCGGAUGCACAGGAUGGCCUGUCGGGCCGUUUGACGAUUAUUUAUGAAUUCACGGAAAGAUCUGAGGAAAGGAUACUCACGGUACAACAACAAUAAUAUCAACAACAACAACAUGGUGAAGGAGAAGGCAAAUUCGAUCCGCAUGUAUGACUCGGAGGGCUACAGACGUAGGGCCGCCUGUAUCUGCGUCAAGAGCGAUCUCGAAGACGAGGUAUUACUAGUUACGUCCAGUCGAAGACCUGAUAGUUGGAUAGUACCAGGCGGCGGGGUUGAACCUGAGGAGGAACCAGCAGUCACCGCUCUUCGCGAGGUCCGGGAGGAAGCUGGUGUUUUAGGACAAUUAGGCCGUUGCCUUGGCACAUUUGAGGUUAUAACUCGUGAUAACACAGAGCACAAACACCGAACGGAAGUAUGGGUUAUGCGGGUGACCGAGGAGCUGCCGGAGUGGGAAGAUUCGCGCGCUAUCGGCCGGAAGCGAAAGUGGUUCACCAUACCAGAGGCCCUGCUGCAGCUUGGUCAACACAAGCCCGUCCAGCGCUCUUAUCUACACAGCCUCCAUAAUACCAAUCCACGACAUAAUCCCACCUCUCAGCUGUCCAAUCAUUCGCACUCCACAAUGGCGUCUAUUGAACUAAUGAAUAACUCUAGCAACAAUACCCAUUUGAGUGAACAUAGCUAAUACCGUCGCGGAUUAAACCUGUUUUUUAAUCCAAAAUUCGACCGCCAUGGAUUCUCUCUGAGCAAAAAUUUGCUGUUCUCCUUUCUUCCCUAAAGGGAAUUCAUUAUGCAACUCUACUGUUGUGUUUUAUAUAUAUAAAUUGAUAUUAUA
Molecule: messenger RNA, 1108 nt
Organism: Cyphomyrmex costatus
Lineage: Eukaryota; Metazoa; Arthropoda; Insecta; Hymenoptera; Formicidae
Gene: Aps
Product: diphosphoinositol polyphosphate phosphohydrolase 1 Aps
Exons: 3
Coding region: 323-958 (211 amino acids)
Biological process (GO): adenosine 5'-(hexahydrogen pentaphosphate) catabolic process; diadenosine pentaphosphate catabolic process; diadenosine hexaphosphate catabolic process
Cellular component (GO): cytoplasm; nucleus
Molecular function (GO): endopolyphosphatase activity; diphosphoinositol-polyphosphate diphosphatase activity; bis(5'-adenosyl)-pentaphosphatase activity
Source: RefSeq, a predicted model, not a curated record